UGGUUACUGUAUCUAUUAGUCCCAUGGGAGCGCACGAACCGCACCGACUCCCAGUGUGGUGUCAAUUAGCUUGAGUCGUCAGACAGGUGCACUCACUGUCUACAUUUCCUAUUCACGGAGAGAAAACAAACGUCGGUCCCUUUGGGGUUGAGGUGUGCUUUACUUGCAUCCUUCCCAGCCAUGGGUUCCUUCGCUUCGAGGUCCUGUGCCGAAAUAAACGUCACCACGCCAGAAGUCAAAGUGACGGAGAAUUUUUCCCGCGUGGUGUCCCAUUCCGCACAAAAUGGAGGCAAAGGAUCGAGCCAACGGAAGUUCUUCAAACAGUACGGGCCGUUCCUUAGAAUGCCGAAUAUCGGUGACAUCUUUCCAAACUUCAGGGCCAUGACAACAGAAGGGGAGAUCGACUUUUAUGAUUGGCUGGGAAACUCAUGGGGGAUCUUGUUUUCUCAUCCGGGUGACUUCACCCCGGUAUGUACAUCUGAACUGGGAAGGGCGGCUCAGCUCAUGCCUGAGUUCAGGAAGAGGGGCAUCAAGAUCAUCGGCCUCUCGUGUAGCAGUGUACGGGACCACGAGGCCUGGAUUCCCGAUAUAUUGACAUACACCGGCUUGCAAGGGCCGAUGCCUUUCCCAAUCAUCUCCGACGAAAAGCGGGAGCUGGCUGUUGGACUGGGGAUGUUGGACCCCGAGUUUAAGGACGACAAGGGGAUGCCGAUGACCUGUCGGGCGCUCUUUGUCAUCGGUCCUGACAAGAAGAUGAAAAUGUCAAUCUUAUAUCCAGCUCUCAGCGGAAGAAACUUUUCGGAAAUCCUCAGAGUUGUUGAUUCUCUUCAGCUGACAGAUCUCAAGAAAGUCUCCACCCCAGUAGACUGGAAGUACGGGGAAGACUGUAUGAUAGACGUGUCCGUACCCCGGGCGUACGAGGACCAGCUGUUCCCGCAGGGCGUGACGGUCAAAACGCUACCCUCGGGGAAGGAUUACUUCAGAACCACCCCCAUGCCGUAGGUCUCCCUCCCCUGGGAGGCCCUGGACUUUACC
This is a messenger RNA of Branchiostoma belcheri (Belcher's lancelet), 1035 nucleotides long. Its product is annotated as peroxiredoxin-6-like. The coding region runs from base 181 to 1002 and encodes 273 amino acids. NCBI's taxonomy places the organism in Eukaryota, Metazoa, Chordata, Leptocardii, Amphioxiformes, Branchiostomatidae. Gene Ontology annotation, biological process: cell redox homeostasis; cellular oxidant detoxification. The transcript has 7 exons. The record is from RefSeq and is a predicted model, not a curated record. Gene Ontology annotation, cellular component: cytosol; mitochondrion. Gene Ontology annotation, molecular function: peroxiredoxin activity.